Moneuplotes crassus is the source of this 894-nucleotide messenger RNA. Lineage: Eukaryota; Ciliophora; Spirotrichea; Euplotida; Euplotidae. The record is from the annotation of a GenBank genome assembly.
AUGAAAUCGUGGCUUUAUAAAGGCUCGAACAGAGGCACUAGAAACAUAUUCCGGGGUAGAAGAAAUCAAAACAAAAGUCUAAUUGGUCCUGAAUUUUAUGUUGAAGCUCGGAAUACAGAUAUUCUGGGAUACGAUACUAACUUUCAAAAAAUACCAAACGACCACAGUCACUCGGUGCGUCGAAGGAACAGAGAGAGUACAAAUAUAUCUCCAUCAGCCUCGUUGAUCCCUCACCUUCCUGAGUGAGGAACUAGUCGGAAAGGUUCUUUGAAAUAAAGACGAUAGCAGACUUAACAGCUUAAAUAUCAGCAGGAUCUCAAUUAACGAUUCUUUCAACAAAUUGUCCACUCCUGCUGAAGAUGGGCAAGUAAGGAUAUAGCAGACAAAACAAAGUUUUGACUAAAGAAGCAGCUCGAUCCAUUGAGAAUGAGAGAACUUCUGAACAAGAGGAUUCUAAAUAAAAAGGCAAAUAAGGAGCCUAACUAUGGCAAUAUCUUUGAAAAUUUGGUGGCUAAAAUUCCUAAGAAGUUCAUCCACAAGCAGAAAUAAGCCAUUAAAAAGAUCUCAUAAUACACCAUUUACAAGGGCAUCGUUCUGAAGCAUGCAUUAUGAUAUCGACAAGUUGAAGCAAGAUAAAUAUCUAGCGAGUCACUUCUUACGAGCAAAAGAGAGAAGGAAAUCACCAAAAGUGAGAUUUAUGAACAAAAUUAUCCAAUCAAAGAAUAUCGGCACUGCUCAUGAAUAUAUCAAUAUCAAGCUAAACACUAGCAAGAAAGUUGGAGAAUAUUCUGAGCAAAGAAAUCAGCCUAAGAGGAUCGCCUUUAGCAAAUUUAGGUCCCGCCCCCUUCCUCAGUUGUAGGCUAUGAGUGAUUCCUGCAGAACAAUUUUCAAUUU